Molecule: messenger RNA, 1793 nt
Organism: Nicotiana tabacum (common tobacco)
Lineage: Eukaryota; Viridiplantae; Streptophyta; Magnoliopsida; Solanales; Solanaceae
Product: cytokinin dehydrogenase 3-like
Biological process (GO): cytokinin metabolic process
Molecular function (GO): cytokinin dehydrogenase activity; FAD binding
Source: RefSeq, a predicted model, not a curated record
UUUCUUCCUCUUUACUUCUCCUUUUCCCCGGCCUUCUCUUAUAGUCUAAUUAAUAGAAAUGGCUAAACUUUAUUCCCUAGGUUACUUAAUUAUUUUCUUCACCAUUAGCCCUUUAGUGUCCAUCAUAGGUAAACCUUCAAUUCCAUAUGAAGUUCUUUUCCACCUUGAUAUUGCAACAAGACUUAGUGUAAAUAUUUCAGAUGCCACUAUAGCAACUUCCACUGAUUUUGGAAAACUUGUUCAAAAAAUCCCAGCUGCAGUUCUUUACCCUUCCUCCAUACAUGACAUUAUUAAGCUCAUUAACUACUCCAACAAUGGCGCCAUUUCUGUCCCUUUUGGUGUCGCGGCGAGAGGACAUGGCCAUUCAGUGAGGGGACAAGCCAUGUCGCCAAAUGGGGUUGUGGUGGUCAUGAGUUCUUUGAAGAAUAAUAACAAUGGAAAAAUUAGGGUUUUAUGGGAGAGUUGUUUAGGGUUUUAUUAUGCAGAUGUGGGAGGUGAGCAGCUUUGGAUUGAUGUUUUGCAUGCCACUUUAGAGCAUGGACUUGCACCUGUCUCUUGGACUGAUUAUUUGUAUCUCUCUGUUGGAGGAACUCUCUCUAAUGCUGGAAUUAGUGGCCAAACUUUCAAAUACGGUCCUCAGAUUAGCAAUGUUCUUGAAAUGGAUGUUAUCACAGGUAAAGGGCAACUUGUCACUUGUUCCAAGCAGACAAAUUCGGAGCUGUUUUUUGCAGUUUUAGGGGGUCUAGGCCAGUUUGGAAUCAUAACCAGAGCAAGAAUUGUCGUGGAGAAAGCACCAACAAGAGUGAAAUGGGUUAGAGUGUUCUAUAGUGAUUUUUCAAAAUUCACAAAAGACCAAGAAAAACUGAUCUCCAUUAAUAAUGGCAUGGACUAUGUGGAAGGCUCUCUAAUGAUGAAUCAAAGUCCUCCAAAUAAUUGGAGAUCUUCCUUUUUCUCAACUUCCAACCAAUCUAAAAUAAUUUCCUUGAUAUCCAAAUAUGGAAUUAUCUACUGUUUGGAAAUGGUCAAGUACUAUGAUGAUCAGUGUGCUAAUACUGUUGAUAAGGAAUUGCAGAAGAUGAUGAGAGGUUUGAACUUUCUGUCUGGACACAUAUUCAAGAAAGAUACAACAUUUGUACAUUUUCUGAAUAGAGUAAGAAGUGGUGAGCUAAGGCUGCAAUCAAAUGGAAUGUGGGAUGUUCCUCACCCUUGGCUCAAUCUCUUUGUACCAAAAUCCAGUAUUAUGGACUUUAAUGUUGGUGUCUUCUUGGACAUUAUUCUCAGACAAAACAAGACCACAGGACCUAUUCUUGUGUACCCAACAACCAGAAAAAAAUGGGAUGAUCGGAUGUCUGUUGUGAUACCAGAAGAGGACACAUUCUACUGCGUAGGGCUAUUGCAUUCUAGUGGAUUCAAUGACUGGGAAGUUUUGGAUGGACAAAAUGAAGAAAUCAUAAACUACUGUGAAAAAGCUGGUCUCAACAUCAAGCAGUAUCUUCCACAUUACAAAUCCAAGGAAGCUUGGAUGAACCAUUUUGGCAAAAAAUGGAAAAUAUUUCAACAAAGGAAAAGUCAGUUUGAUCCAAAGAUGAUUCUGUCACCAGGACAAAAGAUUUUCAUUUAGCUCAUUUUAGUGAGGGCAAGAUGAUAAUAAUAGUAUAGGGAUGGGGGAUAAUUAAUGCCUGCAUAGGAUAUAUAUUGAGUAUAGUUUACCGGUUCGGUCGAAUCCACUGGUUUUUGUUCAAAUCUUGUAUGUCUUAAAAAAAUCAAUGAAUAUAUACAAAUUAUUAAUUUAG